UGAAGGGAGGUGUUAAUCUUCAGUUUUUGCUGUGACGUGUGAGACGGCUCAUUCCUGCAGGUGACUGUUCAGAGAAGCUCUGCAACCAAGGACAGAAAGUCCUGCAGCCAGCUCUUCAUUUCCUUGUGCAACACGGCUCUAAAAGAUGCCUAAAUAUCUGUCAGUGAACCCUUUUGAAGAAGUAAGUGUGAAGACUGAAAAUGAACAACGUCCGAACGCACCGCGCUACAUACGUAAAGAGGGCACUUGUCGUUUUCUGUUUCGCCACGUCCCAGAAGAAUGGAUGCUGUUUGUUACUGACAUCUUUACCACCUUAGUUGAGAUCAGGUGGAGGGUGAUGUUUCUGAUCUUUGCACUGUCUUACAUCCUUUCCUGGCUUUUCUUUGGGAUCCUCUUCUUUAUCAUCGCCUUAGUUCAUGGAGAUGUCAGAGACCACAACAAUGAUCCCUGCGUAUUUGAGGUGCGCAGCUUCACAGCCAGUUUCCUCUUUUCUCUGGAAACCCAGACAACCAUUGGUUACGGCUUUAGAGGAAUGUCUGAGAACUGCAUGAUCGCCAUCAUCAUUGUCACCAUACAGGACGUCAUCAGCUGCUUCAUUGACACUUUUGUCAUUGGAAUUGUAGUGGCCAAAAUGGCCUCAGCCAGAAAGAGGGCGCAAACAGUUGGGUUCAGCAACCGUGCUGUCAUCAACCUUCGGGAUGGUUUUCUGUGUCUUUCAUGGAGGAUUGGAGACUUUCGCAGGCACCACAUGGUGAAGGGAAGCGCCUGUGCUCAGAUUCUUCGCACUACAGUGCACACAACUGGAAAAGUCGAUGUGACCUAUGAAGACCUGUCACUUCAGCAGAAGGACAUAAUCUUGAUCGCACCAACCACCGUUUACCACCGGAUUGAGUCUGGAAGUCCACUGUACAAGAUGAGUUUGGAAGACCUACGAAAGGCAGACUUUGAGUUGUUGGUUUCGUUCACCUACACAGAUGACUCCACUGGCAUGCUGCAUCAGACCCGGACGUCGUACACAACAGAUGAGAUCCUCUGGGGUCACCUUUUUCAGGAGAUGAUCAGGGUCACUAACAAGCACUACAAGGUGGAUUAUAACCUGUUCAAUAACACAGCUAAAGUGCUGGUACCUCUGAAUAGCGCUGAGGAGUAUGAGAAGAGGAAAAUUGAGAAGGAGGAGCAGAAGCAGCUUCGGCUUUUAGCUCGAGCUUCUCCAAGACAUUCCCCUAGGGGCUCCCCUCGGCCAUCUUCACGAUCACCACAGCAAAGUCAUCCAGAGAAUCGCUUGAACCCGCCAAUAGUAUUGGUUGAACUAAUGGGAGACAACCAGCCAGAACCAAAUGUUCCAACAACAGAAGGUGGAAAUCAACAUACAGAAACGUUGACUGUGCCAAAACAUCCCACAAUCGCAGAAUAAAGAAAAUAGAUCCUCGCUGCUUGAGAUUUUACCUAUACUCUCAACACCAACUGCAGACAUCAAACAUAUGCAAGAAUACCAACAGCAACACUGAGAACAUCCCUGAAGCUCUAAAGAUAUUUAAUCCCUCAAGAAUAUAUACAUUUUGGUUCAGCUAACAUUCUUCAUAUUUGUUUAAUUCGGCACACCACAUGACUGCUUGAUCUAGAGAAUUAAGACAAUUUAGGCAUUUGGAUAAAGGACCCUUUUAAGCUACAGGUCACAAGCUCUGGAGUUUAAUAUUAGACGGAUUCUGCCAACUUUUCUUGAACAAAACCAGAGCCACACUCAUGGCCACCACUGGUACAGUUGUGAAAGAGGCCUUAAAUCAAAGCCCAGUAUAAUGUCUGUGUAAAUUCUCAGUCUUCCGAGAAGCACAGGAAAGUUUUCUAAGAAAAAAACCAAAAAAAACAUACUUCUGAAAUUCCAACCCAGCAA
Messenger RNA from Cyprinodon tularosa, 1891 nucleotides. RefSeq names its product potassium inwardly rectifying channel subfamily J member 16 (gene kcnj16a). The record is from RefSeq and is a predicted model, not a curated record. Gene Ontology annotation, cellular component: plasma membrane. The transcript has 2 exons. Bases 146 to 1414 code for a protein of 422 amino acids. Gene Ontology annotation, biological process: potassium ion import across plasma membrane; regulation of monoatomic ion transmembrane transport. Gene Ontology annotation, molecular function: inward rectifier potassium channel activity. Lineage: Eukaryota; Metazoa; Chordata; Actinopteri; Cyprinodontiformes; Cyprinodontidae.